AAAAGCUAGCAGAUGAGCAUAAUCAAAAAAUAACAGAAAUACAAUUACACAGCAUUCAGAGUUGUAAGAAAGCCCACACUGUUUCUGAAUAAAUACAUUAUUGUAUGAGUUAAGUUCUGUUUCAUUUAUCUCUCUUUCCUUAUAAGUAUGAAAUGGCCCAUGCUCCUGAAUGCACCACAGCUAUUUGAUAUUCGCAAAUGCGGCAUCACACUGGUCUGUGAACGCUAUGCUGUGUAGAUGCACGUUUGAUUUUCCGCUGAAGACAAAGCUUUGCAGUUUCAAAACUCAUGUCGGCUAUCACUGUUUAUUGUUGUGUGUGAAGAGCAAGAGACUACAACAAAUAAAUCAGCUGUACCUUGGACAUUAUCUUUGGAUUUAAUGUUUUUCAUAACACCCUUACCUUUGUAAAUGAAUCUGCCAAAUAACCACAAUUUUUUCUCACGAGAGGAAUAUUUAAAAAGUUUUAUAUCAUAAUAUAACAACAAAUAGCUCCAUUGGUCAUAUUUUAAUCAGUUUUCCUCAUCGAUAGUUGUACAGAGCGAGGCGCACUCCCGCGACUGGGGAUGCAUACCUCGGCAGGGAUGCACUUUUCGGCAUAACACUGGACCGCGCUCCGUUAAUCCCUGACCUCUUCAUUAAUCCAAAGCGAGUAACAAGUAACGUUGGUUUUAAAAAUGUAGGGAAUAGAAAGUAGAGAUACUUGUGUGAAAAUGUGAGGAGUAGAAGUCAGAAGUAGGAGGAAAAAUAAGUAAUGGAGUGAAGUAUAGAUACCUAAAAGGUGUACUAAAGUACAGUAACGAAGUAUUUGUACUUCAAUACUUGGUUAAACUGUUCUCUUCAAUAGGUUUGCUAAAUUAUUUAAAAUUACCAGGAGAAAAAAAAAUGUAUGUGAAAACACCACAAGAAUAAGCCUUGCAAAUGAGUUAAGAGGACAUUUGGAGUACAGCCUAUUGGGAUGAUUGAUGCUGUAUGCGGCUGUAAAACUAUAAACUGGUGUUAAUAUGAACACAUCUAAGAAUUUAAAAAGACAUAAGAUUAAUGUAAAUAAUAUAUUUCAGUUUAAACAAAGUAUGCUUAAAUGUAUUUUUUUGUGAAUGAUGAUGGCCUAUAUAAAUAUGAAAGUAGUAGAAUGAAUCUUUACUACUUUUUAGUUAUUUGGGGUUUUUGUUUCUUAUGUGGUAAUUGCAGUACUUUUCAGAAACUCUCCUGAUAAGUUAAAACCCUUUUCCAUUUAAAAUACUUGAACCUAUUUAGCUAUUAUGUUAAAAGUUAUAAGAAAAUACAAGUGUAAUGAGGGUAUACUAUUGAUUUUGAUUGUAUUAAAAUAAAAAGACUUUUGGCAUGUGUUUAAUUAAGCAUCUGCUUAAUGUUUCUCAAAAUUAAAAAAUUCUAGCUUUUAUUUGAAAAGCUUAAAUUGGUAGCAUUGCAUUUACAUUUUUUUUCUUUGUUCAGGUGUUUCAGCAUAUGUGAUUCACAUUUUGGCUUGUUGAUUUUUUAAGCUUAAGUCAAGCAGAGCUGUCUCGUGUCUGUGAUCUAUUCUAUAUAAAUAAACAACUAUUUUCAGCAAAAAACACCAACUUUUGUUAUUUCACCCUUAACGCUUUUAUUUAUUGUUAAAAAUUAGUUUUUUUUUGUUUGAUUUUUUGUUUUGUUGUUGUAAAGUUGACUAGUUUUUCAGUUUCAAAACGCCAAAGUAGCCUUUACUCUGAGUUAAGUUACUACUGCAAGUUACUCCUUAAACCAUCUUGGAUUCUUGCAGGAUUUGUGGUCUUGUGAGCUAAGACUGAACUCCAAGACAGGGUUAUGGACCUUUCAAAUAGCAAAUAAUCUGUGGUGCAGUUCAAUGCAAUUCAAUAAAAAAAUACUGAUCCUAAAGCAGGGGUGUCAAACUGGUUCCAGAAAGGGCCGUGUGGUGGCAGGUAUUUUUUCCAACCAAUGUACAUGUACAUGUUCAUCACGGUACAACAGUAAAGUUAGUUUUCAUUGCUUCCCUGUGGAUAGUGUAGUACGCCGGCAUUGGCUAAGCAAAAUUCGGAGGCAAGAUUUCAGUCCCUGUAGAGAGACACGGGUAUGCAGUCGACAUUUCCUGCAUAAUGAUCUGUUAGAGACACCAAGGGGAAAGAGGUGCUUAAAAAAGGGUGCUUUUCCCGUUUUAUUUGAAUGGAAUAACUACUCUUUGCCCGUGCCAAGACCCAGUGUGUGGGAACGUAGACCCAGGGAGGAAGAGGCCAAAAGCCCCGCUGCUGCAGCGCCGACUGUGGACUGUUCGGAGAUGGUGUUUGUGGCUCCUGAACACGAUUGCUGUGUUUCACCUGCAAGUGGAGUUAUGAUCAACAAGCUAGUGAUGCAAAACAAGGCCCUACAAAAACAAGUUCAGAUGUUGCAGCGUGAAGUUCAGCGGCUGCAACUGCGCACCCUUUUCUGUCUGGAACGUUUUAAAUGCUCAGACGACGACAUUCGGCAUUAUACCAGGUUUGCCUCAUAUCGACAUUUCCAGUAUUUUUGGAAGCUGGUGGAGCCUGCUGUGAUUACAAAGAUGAUCCGUGUCACCAACACCAAGUCCUCAACAGCUACCUCAGAAAGAUUUCCCACAUCCACGAUCUGCUGCCAAACACCAUCAGACCUCAUGUUGCAGAGUGAGGUGUUUUCAACAUACAAAUCCCACUCCACACUGAAGGCCAUGAUUGGCAUAGCACCUCAUGGUGCCAUCACAUUUGUCUCUGCUCUUUACGCUGGAUCAAUGAAUGAUCGCGAGAUCUUCAAACAAUCUGGCAUCAUCAGUGUACUAGAGCCUGACAUGGCGAUAAUGGUUGACAGGGGAUUUCUAGUUGACAAUUUGGCCCCCUGCAAGGUCUACAGACCACCUUUCCGCUCCGGGAAAAGGCAGAUGAACCCACAUGAUGUACUUCAGACAUGUCCCCAGAACAUUGCUGGUUUGAGGAUCCAUGUAGAGCGCUGCAUCUGGAGAGUGAAGGAGAACAAAUUUUUUGAUGGCGUUAUCCCACUGGCUGCAUGUGGGAUCAUUGAUGAACUGUUCAAUGUGGCUUGUUACCUGGUAAAUUACCAAAAUUGGCCGCUUGUGAAGGCUUGGGCAACUUGCUAAAAUAUCUAGUUUCACAGUUCUUUGACCUGGUUUAGUCCUCUUUUAGACUAUUUUAAUCCUUUUUUAGUUAGCUUAGGCGAUUUUACACAAACUAAUGUAGUUGUGAAAUUAUUAAAAUGUGAACAUAAUGAACGUUCCCCUGUUUCGUGUUCAUUGCCCCCUAGUGACUGAAUUGAGAAUUGUGGUUAUUUCUGAAACACUCAUAACUUCUCACAGGAAUGAGCUAGUCACCUCAAUAAUUUGAGAUGUUUUUGU
Molecule: messenger RNA, 3358 nt
Organism: Cyprinodon tularosa
Lineage: Eukaryota; Metazoa; Chordata; Actinopteri; Cyprinodontiformes; Cyprinodontidae
Exons: 3
Coding region: 1844-3103 (419 amino acids)
Source: RefSeq, a predicted model, not a curated record